AUGGCCAAGAAGAAAACGAGAGUCGGUCUCUUGAAAAGACCAAAGACCAUCACCGGUAAGACCCAAGGUAUACCCAAAAGCAUAAAACCUCAACAUACGCGACAAAUAAUACGACGAUUCCACAUAUUGCAAAAGAAUAGGUAUGCUAUCAUCAAGAGACUAGACAAGAAAAACAACAUCACCAUCGACAAUUACAAGGAGUUGUUCAAGAAUAACAAAAUCUACCAAUCGGCAUUUAAUGCUUUUGUUGUUCCUGAAAAAUACACCGAUAGUCAAGUCUACAAGAUUGACGACUCGUUGUCUCACAACCAAACUGUAGAAAUUCUUGCCAAGAUAGACGCGGAGAUUGAACAACGAGGCGGGAUAGAAGCGUACCAAAGAGCUUCCACUGAGGGACAAACUACUAAAAGAGGUGGAGAUUCGUCCAAAAGACUCGUAGAGUGGUUGCGCGAGGAGAAGUACCAAAGACGAAUAGGCGACGUCACCGCCCUUGAGAUUGGAUGUUUGAGUCCGUACAAUGUUAUAUCCACCUGUGGGAUAUUCAAAGAUAUAACUAGAAUAGACUUGAAUUCCCAAGAUCCUUUGAUUCUUGAACAGAAUUUCAUGGAAAGGCCAUUGCCUAAGAAUACCGACGAGAAAUUCAAUCUUAUAUCUUGUUCGUUGGUUAUUAACUUUGUGCCCUCGCCACAGGAACGAGGAGAAAUGUUGGUCAGAAUGACGAAAUUCUUAAAGAAACCAACGGAAACGUCUAUCAGCGUGUUGUUUCUAGUGCUUCCACUUCCCUGUAUAACCAACUCAAGGUACUUUGACAACAAAAGAUUACUUGAAAUCAUGACCCAUUUAGGGUUUACCCAAACACACUACUACGAGGCAAAGAAAGUUGCAUACUGGCUUUUUGAAUGGAAUGGUAAACCAUUGCUAAACGCAAAGUUUCCAAAGAAGAACCUCUACACUGGUUCGUCAAGAAAUAACUUUUGUAUUAUUAUAGAAUAA
Molecule: messenger RNA, 993 nt
Organism: Spathaspora passalidarum NRRL Y-27907
Lineage: Eukaryota; Fungi; Ascomycota; Pichiomycetes; Serinales; Debaryomycetaceae
Product: 25S rRNA (adenine2142-N1)-methyltransferase
Exons: 1
Coding region: 1-993 (330 amino acids)
Cellular component (GO): nucleolus
Molecular function (GO): rRNA (adenine) methyltransferase activity
Source: RefSeq, a predicted model, not a curated record